AUGCAGCCCUUUUCAUGGUUUUCGCUCGUUCUCAUCUUAUGGAAUGUCGUCGCCUUUGUCACGACGGACAUCGCCGAGCAUCCUAGCUGGAUGCUGCUGGAGCAUGAAAGAUGCGGAAACAGCAACGCCGAUCGAAUAAUAGGUGGAAGAAAUGCGUCUCUCGGAACUUAUCCGUGGCUAGCGAGGAUAGGUUACAACGAAGCUCCCACUAACUAUAGCCGUGAAAAGAACGAGCUGGCAUACAGGUGUGGCGGAUCGUUGAUAAACAAAUUGUACGUUGUCACGGCUGCUCAUUGCGUUGCUGAUCUACCGGUCAAAUUGAGAGUGGCCGGUAUCCGUGUCGGAGAGCACAACACGGCGACAGAUCCGGACUGUGAAAAUAAUUUCUGUGGCGAACCGGUGCAGGAUUUCGAACCAGAACAGAUAGUCGUUCACAAAGAUUAUAAUAAUCCACCGUUCAAAAAUGAUAUCGCCAUCAUCCGUUUGAACAAGCCGGUUAAUUACAGCGAGCUCGUGGGCCCGAUAUGUAUGGUCAGAGAUCACCUGCUGCGAAAGAACAUGAUCGGGGAAACGGCAGAAGUUGCGGGCUGGGGGAUCUACGACAUAUAUGAUCCGAAGCCGAGCCUUCUACUCCAGUCGGUCCGGCUUCCUAUCGUUGAUUCGGAUAGGUGCGUAACAGCAUUCAGGAAAUACGCUGACAUCGGGAAUCAGCAGAUGUGCGUCGGUGGUGUGAUCGGACAGGACUCCUGUGGGGGUGAUAGCGGCGGUCCUCUGAUGAAGGUCGAGGCCGUGGACGGGCCGCCAAAGUAUUACUUGAUCGGGGUCGUCUCAUUCGGCGCUAAACAUUGCGGGGAGUCGAGAACACCGGCCCAUAACACAUUACCUGCGUGUUUCGUUGUGUUGGACGACUUUGUUUGUUUUUUUACCCAAUUAGUAACGUUACCUGCAGCAACGAUGAACCGUGUCGGCUGUAGGAAUUGCGUACUGCCGGUACUCCUGCCGAUUCUGUUGCAUUUAUUUGUUCCUGUUUACUCACAAUCAUCUUACGGUCGUCAACAGCCCGACUGCCAGACCCCGCGGAGGGUCGCCGGCUACUGUGUUGAAAUAAGCCGGUGCCCCGAGCUGGUGCAACUGCUUCAGGUACGCCCGCAGCGCCCGGACACCUACGACUACCUCCAGCAGUCUCAGUGCGGGUUCCAAGGCCGGAACCCCAAGGUAUGCUGUCCCGCCGCCGAUGGAGUAGCGACGUCGACCCGGCCCGGCGGCGACCAGGUGAAUGCCGGAGUGGGCGCGAGCAACGCGUCGACAGGGUCGUCGAAUACUGCCACCUGGGAUCUCUCGUCGAAUCCGCAUCUUCCAAGCACUUGCGGACAGGAUCUGACCCAGAGACUGGUCGGAGGCGAGAAGGCGGACAUAUACGAGUUCCCGUGGAUGGCCCUUCUGGAGUACACGAAACCUAGCGGAAGAACAACCGCCUGCGGCGGAGUCUUGAUAAGCAAGCGUUACGUGAUGACCGCUGCCCACUGCAUCAAGGGUAAGGACCUCCCGUCGAGUUGGAAGCUCGUCGGAGUCCGGCUAGGCGAAUACGACACUAGCACCGACGUCGACUGCAUCCAGGCGUCCGAGACGCAAAGACUCUGCAUAGACCCCGCGGUGACGGUCGGCAUCGAGCAGCAGAUCGUCCACGAGGACUACAGGCCACAGUCCCGGGACCAGACCAACGACAUCGCCCUCCUCAGGCUCUCGCGCGACGUCGCAUUCACGAACUACAUACGCCCUAUCUGUCUGCCGGAAAGCACCUCGCUGACGGAGAGGUUUUUCCACAUUGCAGGCUGGGGAAAGACGGAGACCAGGUCCGAGUCUGACGUCAAGCUGAAGCUGAAGGUGCCCCUCGCCGACACGGCCAGUUGCGCUAACACGUACCAGGCGGCGUCGAUCCGCCUCGGAGAAACUCAAAUUUGCGCCGGAGGUGAGCGGGGACGCGACUCUUGCCGGGGCGAUUCCGGGGGACCCUUGAUGUCCGUGAAGAGGAGCAACGACAAGCUCCGGUGGACGGCCGUCGGAAUAGUCUCCUUGGGUCCGUCACCUUGCGGCAUGGAAAACUGGCCGGGUAUAUACACCAGGGUUGCCAGCUUCGUACCUUGGAUACUUUCUAAGAUUAGGGCGUAAUUUUUUCGUUUUCGGUGAUUUCUAUCUUUCCAUCCUCUCUACUUUUUCUUAUCUCAUGCUUAUAAUAUACUACUUUUGUACUACAGAUAUUAUACACAUACAGUUACGUGGUAACGAUAUAUUCGUCGAUGUAACUUGAACGUAAUUUAGUGAGAAUCUCGAGAUGAAUCUGGGAUUUGAUGUUGAACGAGAGAUACUCAUCUCUUAAUAUAGCCCUUAAACUGCCUGCUCAGAUCUGCAAGGCUAUGGUCUCGUGAUUACGGUUGUGCGGUGGAGAAAGAUCGAUACGAAACUUGUAGAAAAUUUUGCACACAAGUGUAAUGCCUGCCCCAUACAACACAGUCCCUAGUCUCGUCACGAUCUUUAAUAAUAAACGUGUUUACACUUCAA
This is a messenger RNA of Neodiprion virginianus, 2559 nucleotides long. RefSeq lists its product as uncharacterized. The transcript is spliced from 8 exons. The record is from RefSeq and is a predicted model, not a curated record. Gene Ontology annotation, biological process: proteolysis. Gene Ontology annotation, molecular function: serine-type endopeptidase activity. Bases 1 to 2169 code for a protein of 722 amino acids. Lineage: Eukaryota; Metazoa; Arthropoda; Insecta; Hymenoptera; Diprionidae.